GAAUUGUAGCAAUAGGAAGGAGAAUUACAGGAGAAAAACUGUGUCACGCAAUCAAUCAAUACUCUCAAAUUCAACCACUCUCUCUACAGUCUUCUCGUCGGCAGUGAAAUUUGUGGGAGAGUGUUGUAAACUUUGUCAGUGCCAGAAUCUAGAGAGAGAAAAUACUUCAAUUCAUUGGAUCGGCGAUGGCUUCUUCCUCAGAUCGCGAAACCUCCGUUUACCUUGCCAAGCUCGCCGAGCAAGCCGAACGCUACGAUGAAAUGGUGGAAGCUAUGAAGAAAGUGGCGAAGAUGGAUGUUGAGUUGACAGUGGAGGAGAGGAACUUGCUUUCGGUGGGGUACAAGAAUGUGAUUGGGGCUAGGAGAGCUUCAUGGAGAAUAUUAUCUUCAAUAGAGCAGAAGGAGGAAUCCAGAGGGAAUGAGCUGAAUGCUAAGCGGAUCAAGGAGUACCGGCAGAAGGUGGAGUCAGAGCUCACCAACAUCUGUAGUGACAUCAUGACCGUCAUAGAUGAGCAUCUCAUUCCUUCGUGUACAGCUGGCGAGUCUACUGUGUUUUACUACAAGAUGAAAGGGGAUUAUUAUAGGUAUCUUGCAGAAUUCAAAGCUGGUAAUGAGAGGAAAGAAGUUGCUGAUCAGUCACUGGAGGCAUAUGAGACAGCCACCACCACAGCGGAGGCUGAGUUGCCUCCGACACAUCCCAUUCGUUUGGGUUUGGCUUUGAAUUUUUCGGUCUUUUACUAUGAGAUUAUGAAUUCACCUGAGAGAGCUUGUCACCUUGCCAAGCAAGCUUUUGAUGAAGCAAUAUCUGAGCUGGACAACUUGAAUGAGGAGUCAUACAAAGAUAGCACCUUGAUUAUGCAGCUUCUUAGGGACAAUCUCACAUUGUGGACCUCUGACAUACCAGAGGAUGCAGAAGAAGCUCAAAAGCUCGAUGCUGCCAAGAAAACUGGAGGAGAGGGUUCAGAGUGAAUCAACUGAAUGCUUAUGGCCUGGAAAUGUCAAUUUGUGGGGGAGAGGAUGAUACAAUACACCCACAGAAUACUUGGUUUAUCGUGUGUCUCGUUAGUUAUGGCUUAACAGUUUGCUUAGCCAUCUUCCUUUAUUGAAUGAAGUACUGUGUUAUGUGAAUUUGGUUUGGCAUGCAGGUGGUUUUAUUUUUUCAAUUACUACCUUAGCCUAGAUGGAAGAUUUGUGUGUUUCUCUUUCCUUCACUUAUAUUGAAUAUUAUUAUCUCUGAAGGCAACUUGGUGUGGAUUUUACCCACCAAUCAGAGAACUUAUUCCCGUGUGAGUUCAUGAAUAAGGAAAAUUUAGCAAA
Messenger RNA from Olea europaea var. sylvestris, 1316 nucleotides. Its product is annotated as 14-3-3 protein 9-like. Bases 186 to 968 code for a protein of 260 amino acids. Gene Ontology annotation, biological process: signal transduction. NCBI's taxonomy places the organism in Eukaryota, Viridiplantae, Streptophyta, Magnoliopsida, Lamiales, Oleaceae. Gene Ontology annotation, cellular component: cytoplasm. The record is from RefSeq and is a predicted model, not a curated record. The transcript has 7 exons.